UUUCUCAAGGUAUAAAUUUCAUUGACCCUCACUUUUCAGCAGCCAAGAACCUCUACAUAUUCCAAAUCUACUGCUCUGCCACCUGGGCAUAUGGUGUGCUUGGAGAAGCAGGCAGCUUUGUGGGAGACAUGGAGGUUAAUAAAUGUGGGUUACAGAAGAGUCCCUGGAACAUGUGCAAGCCCAGCUCCGUGCACACAUUUGUAAAUGUAAGCUAGGCUGGUGACUGUGCAUUUAUACAUGAAGGUAGCUGCUUUUAAGUCUUGGAAACACGUGUAUGAGUGCACACAGGGUGGCUGCUAUCUAUGGAGUGGGGAGUGUGGCAUAUAUGUGACAUGCUUUAAAAUAAUCUUGGGUUUAUCAAGGCCCUUCCAUCUCAGUGCAUGUUGCAGUGCAGGAGACUGACAUUAAAGCCUGAACAGGUGUUAAUCGCUAUGCACUGUAAUAAAUUCUAAACAUAGGGAAAAGGCUUAUUUAUACAUGGCUGCUCCUCCCACCCUGCACUCUCUGCUUGAGCCUUGGUGCUGCCUGAGGGAAAGAGGCGCCUGUGAGGUACCAGAAAUGAGUGCAAGAGCUGGACUUGCCCUGCCAGAGCAGGAGCCGGGGGUGGACCCUGACCCUGUCCCCAUCCUCACACCCGGCUGUGCCAGCCCUGCCCUUGGCCCCCACAAUUUCUUGGGGACGGCUUGGAUAAAUUGCACAGAGCACGGUGGGAGAGACACCAGUGCAUGGCCUGAGUGGGGGCCUGGACUGAGGGGACACUGGAGAGGGAAACCGUGUCAGAGCACCCAAGGUUUCAUUGUUGUUUUUUUUUUUUUUUUAAAUUGCUUAGCCCCCCUAAUUGGAACGAAGCCAGCUGAUACAGAUGGGGUGUUACAAAACAGAGCCAAAAGGCAAGAGCACAAGGAACAGAGCUAUCUAUAACCCUGACAAAGUUAGAUGGAGGGAAGGUGGGGAAGAGGGAAAGGCAGAGCAUGGCAGGCGGCUGCCCCUGAUGCUGAGAGCAAGGACGUGGUCAUUUGGCAACGGGAUUUGGAGCUGAUCGACUGGCUCUAUCCAGCAGGCAGAUAAGGCUCUGUGGCUGUCGGCUUAACUCUGCCGUUUAUUCCAGUGCUGUAGGGAGUUAAAUAGAGCACACGGAAAGCUGCUGCUGGGGAGGGAAAGUCAAGGAGGCAGAGGGAAGGAAGAGGCUGUAAUUGGGCAGUGUCCGGGGAGUCGGGUGGAAGUGGCUGCAGGCAGAACCCCUCCAGUCUCCCCCGCCUCAGGUCCUUCCUUAUCCUUCUCCUCCGAGGCUCGCUCGCUCUUCAGCUCCUGCAGUUGCUGCAGUGGGAAAUCCCCAAGCUGAAGCUGUGCUGCUCUAGCCACCACAUCCAUUUUACCUUAAAACAGACAGGAAGUGCUGGACCUGGCAGGCAGGCUACAAGGUCAUUCCUUCUCCCUCUGGGGCCGUGGGCCAGGCUGCCUGUUGGAUGUGAAGACACGCUGGAGAAGACCACGAUGCUGCCUGCAAGUGCUGGCCACCGGUGGAGGAGCAGGUUCCUCAUGAGGUGGCAGGAGGCUUGUCUGCUUGGCUGCUGGCUCUCACUAUGUGCUGCUGACUCCUUCUUUGCUUGCCCUUCCUCCUGCAAGUGUAACAGUGGCAACCUGGAAGUGGACUGUAGUGGCUUGGGCCUCUCUUCCAUUCCCUCAGACAUCCCCACAAACACCAGGACCUUCCUCUUUCUCAACAACAAACUCAGCAUCCUGCCAGGAGCAGUGUUUUCCAACCUCUCCGCUCUGCAGAGGUUGGAUCUAUCCAACAACUUCUUGGACCAGCUCCCUCAGAACAUCUUCAGCGACCUGGGGAACCUCACAGAGCUCCAGCUGAGGAACAACAGCAUCCGGGCCUUGGACAAGGACCUGCUCCAGCACACGGCCCUGCUGCGCCAGCUGGAUCUCUCCAUCAACGGCUUGGCCCAGAUCCCCUCGGGCAUCUUUGACGACCUGCCUGCUCUCCGCUCCCUCUCCCUCAGGUCCAACCGCCUGCAGAGCCUGGACAGGGUGACCUUUGAGCCUCUAACCAGCCUGCAGCAGCUCCAGGUUGGGGAUAACCCCUGGGAAUGCGACUGCAACCUCCGAGACUUCAAGCACUGGAUGGAGUGGUUCUCCUACCGAGGUGGGAAAAUCGACCAGCUGGCCUGCACCUUGCCCAAGGAGCUGAAAGGGAAGGACAUGCGCAUGGUGCCCAUGGAGAUGUUCAACUACUGCUCCCAGCUGGAUGACGAGAACAGCUCUACAGUGCUGGACAAUACUGGCCCACCUUGCACUAAAGGAAGCCCUGCUCCUUCCAAAUCUAAAUCAGGCCCAGAAACAGAAGUGGAGCCCAGUGUGGGAUGCCCUCAGAAACAGCGGUACAGGCCUGUGAGCGUGCGCCGGGCUAUUGGCACUGUGAUCAUUGCAGGGGUGGUUUGUGGCAUCGUUUGCAUCAUGAUGGUGGUGGCAGCUGCCUAUGGCUGCAUCUAUGCCUCCCUCAUGGCCAAGUACCACAGGGAGCUGAAGAAGAGGCAGCCACUCAUGGGUGACACAGAAGGUGAACAUGAAGAACAAAAACAAAUCUCUUCUGUGGCGUGAAACUGUUCUAGGAAGGAAGGGACAGCGAUGAAAAAAGGUACCUGAGAGCAGUCAAGCAUGGGGUCCUCCCAAAAUACAUCUUCCCAGACAGACUGUGCUAUUGCUCCACUCACCCAAGUAGUACAACAUGCUUCUGGGGGGUCAGGGCACCUGGCUCAAUUUCUUUUCCUCUGCCCCAGGCCCAUUUUGUGCCCUUUCACCCUUGGGCCCCCAGACAAAUAAAGUAGAGUCAGACCUCGAGUGCUUGCUGUGCCUCAUGCCCUUGCACAGAGCUUCCCUCACAUGCCUGCUGCAAAGGCAGCUGGCACCUUCUGGGACCCUGGGUCAUCCUCUCAGCUUCGGUCCUGAGUCAUCCUGUGUCCUGUCAAGAGUUCUCUGCAAACAGAGAGCAGCUGUGGGAAACCUUGUGUGGGGAGCAGGACACCAGAAGUGUCCCCAUCUCACUGUUAGGUCACUGCUGUUGUGUGACACGAAGCUGCUGCCUGCCCUACAAAUCAGUGCUGCCAAGAUUACAUCAGAAGGGAGGCAAGGUCCCUAUGCUAGGGCAACAGUGAGUGGUAGAUUUCCCUUCUCACUUUUAGAGGUGGAAUGAUAUCUGUAUCACCCUAACACACUGCCAGGGAGCACAGUGUCCCUCUGUUUGCUCCUGGCCAAGUCCAAACCUUUGAGCUGACACACACAUCAUCUGCUGCAGGUGCACAGGCACAGAGUCAUCCUCCUGUACACACACACACACACUGACUCAUUCUGAUCCCAACAUUUGCACACAGAGCCAGUCCCAGUUCCAGGCAUCCAGGCACCCCACCUGCACAUGCAGAGCUAUCACUCAUGCCCAUGCUGACCUGCCCUCUGCAUGCAGCCAUGGAUACAUCCAGCCACUUUACUUUAUCCUGAUCAUAGUAGUGUGUAUCACCUUCUGCUUCAGACAAAAAACAUGCACACGCCACUGAGGAGUAACAAAAACAUCUGAGCCAUAGUGCAGAGCCAGUGGGAACUGGCAGAAAAGGAUGGAGAGAGGCAAAGUUAUUGGGAUUUCAGCACCAGUCUGUGGAAAUAAGUACACAGCAUCAAAAAAAAAAAAAAAAAAAGAAGGUGUGUUCUUAUCUAUUUUAUGUCUUCUCAAAUAAAUGGAGAGGGUAAGGAUAUGAAGCCUCCAUUUAGAAAUGUUUGAUUGGCAGAUGAGAAGUGGGUCAUCAGGAAAGACUAGAGGAAGAGGUGGCUUACCAGGAGCAUAAGCUGUGCUGAGUAGUGUGAGCCUAGGGAAGGUGUCAGGGGAAGAAGUCACACAACCCAGGAGCUGCUAUGGCUGGCACGCGGGCCAGCACUGUGUGUGGAACAGGGUGAUGCAGCCAGGGUGACCAAAAAGAGUGGGAAGAGUUAUGGAGGGUCUUGAGGUGACGGCUGGAACCUGGAGCAGUGUGGCACAUGUGGGAGAGCCCAGGAAGGGUCUGGCACAGAAGGCAGCAGAGCCCACAUGCACUCCCUGUACCACCACUGGGGUGUCCAAUGACAGCCACAGCUGCACCUGAGUGUGCCACACACACACAGCUGUGCACACUGCCACUGUCACACAGGGUGACUUCCCCCAACCAGAUUUUAAAGCCCUCAGACUGCAGUGCCUCCUAUUAGUCUUAGCUCAUUCUGACCUGACAAGUUAAAAAAAAAAGUGAGAGGGAAAAAAAAAAGAAAGGAACUCAACAUAAGGACUCAUUUUGUAUCACUGGAAGUGGGAUAAAAUGCUGUCUCCAGGGGAGAGCACACAUUGCCAUGGUAACCUGCUCUAACCCGUCACAGUGGGUAUUCCUGGGCGAGGAAGAUGACACCGGAGGUCGUGUGGAUGUGCCUGUGGAUGGUGUGAUCCCUGCCAUCAGGAAACAAGCUGGCAGCCAGCCCAGCUUUGCAGGGUGUUUCACUAGCAACCUGUGUUCAGAGCCCUGCGUGCUCUGCAGGUGGACCCUGCCAGGGCACAUCACCUCUUCCACCUGCUCCAUCUGAAUCCCAGUGCUGUUGGACAUCUCACAGCCCUCCUGCUCGCUGUGACUGGAUCCCUAUGGAAGCAAUGCACACUGGCUCCUCACUCCUUCUGGUCCCAGAGAGGUGGCUGUACUGACCUGUGGGCUCACAACAUCACUAAUCAAAGCCUGGAGUGGCAAAAUCCCUCCUGGUCUACCCAGAGCCAAGGAGACAGGGUGUUCUGGAUUGUUUUAGUGUGACUUCCCCUCAACACGGGGAUGCAUGGGGCAGAGGAGGAUGUUCUUCAGGGAAGCAGAAGACCAGGCUGUCACGGAGGAAGAACUGGGAGAAGCAGUCAGCCCGCCCACCAGUGUGAGCACACAUUUUCCCCCUGCUUCCAGCACAGUGUGGGGAAGAGGAAGAAAGGAGGGGGGCUGGUGAAAUGUGAGGAGGAAGGACUCUUCCCCCAUGCACUGUACAGCCACUCCAACCAUCCCAUCUGCUCCAAGUGGAGCCCGCUCUGAAGGGCAGAACUGGUGCACUGCAGACUCUGUAUGUGUGUUAUUGCUGUUCCACAUUCCCAGCAAGCCAGGACCACACUCUGCCUGCUGGAUCCAAGCCUCUCCCCAACCUCCCUCUCAGGGGAACCUCUCCCUUUACCAUACUGGACUCCGCAAUCAUACUUGAAAUGGGACUUGAGUCAGAGUGGUAUAUUUAUAGAUCUAUAUUUUACUUGCAUCAAAUAAUGGUGACAUAUUGCACAAAACAAAUGGGAUCUAUAUGUGUGUGUGUGUGUGUGUGUGAUGUGUGUGUGUGCGUGUGUGAGAGAGAGAUAAGGGAGAGACUGUUUUUAAGGGAAUAGACUAGAAGUGAAAUGAAUGGGAAGAAGGUAGGGGACAAUGCAGGGGUUGAAGGUGUGAAAUCCUCCUUUCCCUGCACCUUCCCUGUGACUUCCUCCUGCCCUGACCAAUUUUUCUUUGUUGCUAAUAAUAUUUUCUAUAUCCUGUGUUGUGGGGCUGGUGAUGACCUUGCCCAUCCUUUCCUUUUUUGUUUUAAUUUAUACAGCAGAAAGUCUGGAUUUAUCUCAACCCUAGACAAGGGACUGCUAUGUUUAGAAACCCACCCAGGAAAGGAGAAGACAGGAAAGGGGAGAACUGAGUGUUGCUGGGAAACACGAAGGCUGGCUAGGAGGAGUCCCUCUGGAAAGCAAAUACUCUGUUUGGCAGGAUGAGGACCUGUCCUUGUGCAUGCAGAGCCGAGUAGCUGGGCUCACUGGGAAGUGCCCUCUUCAUGGCACUGUUUGCAAACAGGCUCCUUCUCUGCUCCCCAGCACACCUGGAAAUCAAAGCCUGGUGUGACUGAGCUGCCCACAGGCACUGCAGGGAGCACGGCACCCUGAGCAGGCAGAAACAAAGCUCUGUGGGAUGCUGGAUACACAACGAGACCCAGUGCUCCUUGUGUGCCCAGCCGAGGGGCUCCUCUGCUGUGUGGGGACAGCAGCUCCUGUUGUCCCUGCAGGCGUGGCAGGGAUCCCCCUGGAUGCACCCUCUGCUGCAGGCAGCUGCUCCAGUGACACACGCAGGUGCCUCAGGAAAGGGUUUUCUGGGGCCGACAGGAACAGCCCUCCUGCUCCCCCUGCUCCCCUUCCCCACACAUCCACCUGUGGGACAGGUAGGCACAUCCCUUGCAGGGAACAGAUGGCACUUGUAAUUCCUUUUUCUUUUUUGUUACUGUUUGAGGGAGAGCGAUAAGAUUUUCUAAAAUGAUUGAAUGGAGGUUUCUUUGGCAUGAGACAGAAAAUUUUUAAAGGUAUAUUAUAUUUCUGGCUUGUUGUUACAGAAUAAUAAUAAAGAAUGUAUUUUCCUAUG
Molecule: messenger RNA, 6428 nt
Organism: Passer domesticus (house sparrow)
Lineage: Eukaryota; Metazoa; Chordata; Aves; Passeriformes; Passeridae
Gene: LRTM2
Product: leucine rich repeats and transmembrane domains 2
Exons: 5
Coding region: 1495-2607 (370 amino acids)
Biological process (GO): regulation of presynapse assembly; positive regulation of synapse assembly; axonogenesis
Cellular component (GO): GABA-ergic synapse; glutamatergic synapse; postsynaptic density membrane
Molecular function (GO): protein binding
Source: RefSeq, a predicted model, not a curated record